Messenger RNA from Penicillium nucicola, 843 nucleotides. Its product is annotated as copper acquisition factor BIM1-like domain-containing protein. The coding region runs from base 1 to 843 and encodes 280 amino acids. NCBI's taxonomy places the organism in Eukaryota, Fungi, Ascomycota, Eurotiomycetes, Eurotiales, Aspergillaceae. The record is from RefSeq and is a predicted model, not a curated record. The transcript is spliced from 2 exons.
AUGCAGCCUUACACGGUACUUCUGGCUCUUGCUACCCUCUAUGUCCCUCAUGUGAAUGCAGCCGAGGCCACAGACAUGGGCCCAGCAGCAUUUCUCUGGCCUCCAGAUCGGGCAUGGGGAGCAGCGCAAGACAACACUGCACCCUGUGGUUCCUCCGCUGGAGUGACAAACCGGACAGAUUUUCCGUUGAGUUGGUUGCCCUAUAUAAUCUUUGUUCAACAUAGCAUACUAACGAAACCAGCAAAUGGCGAAGUAUCUCUGGUUCUCCAAGAUGAAUCAUACAAUGUCAAUCUAGCAAUCUCCUACAACAGCAAUCCAACCUCAAACAGCGACUUCACUACUAUCGUAUCCUCAACCAACUUCCCAGACCUGGACCCAGGCCACGAAUGCUACUCCAUCCCAAACCCACCCUCAAACAUCACCUCUGGCGCACUCGCAACACUCCAACUCUCCUACCUCUCAACAUUCAACACGGAGACUAACAGUACCUUCUACGCCUGCGCUGACAUAACCUACGUCCCCCUCGCCUCAUUCACCACGAAUGUUCUCUGCUUCAAUGUCUCGGAACCUACCACUACUGGUUCCACAUCGAGUAGUAGCUCCGCUACAUCAACUAGUUCCUCAAAAUCUUCUCCAAGUAAAAGUGGAGGCCUGUCCGGCGGCCAGAUUGCAGGUAUAGUCGUCGGCUGCAUUGCCGGAGUGGUUCUAGCCACCGUUGCGAUAUUCGUUCUCUGGACCAGAUAUCAGAGAAAGGUACAACGGGACAAAGUCGUUGCUGUUCGGAUGAGCGAUUGGGCCAACCAGCCCGGCAAGACAGCGCCGAAGGGAUCGAAUGAGGUCUGA